GGAUAUGAAAGAGGAGAUGGCUCGUUUAACGGAGGAGAACAAUUAUUUCCGUGAAAGAUACUUACACACCAGCAAUCCCUUACCUCCACCUCCACAGCUGGUGCCCAUGGACCACCUUGAUUCCAUGAUGAACGAUGCGUCCGGUCCAGGUCGGACGCAAACCUUGUCGCCAAUCCCAGAAUCACAGGAAGACCCCCGAGCACAUCGUCUCCGCCGCCCUGUCAUGAGACCCGGAGCACCACCCCCCAUGAAGGUUAUCCCUCCGCAUCUGCAAAAUCCUGCUCAGAUCUGGAAGUAUGCCAAUCCAAAGCCCACCUCUGCUCCAAAUCCGCCUGAACUGGAGCAGUUGGAGGUCUUGAAUAUUCGUGCUGGCCCAAGCUCAACGAGCGAGUUGCGCUCUGAUGACGCAAGACACGCUACACAUGGUCCCUCAGUCUCAUCCGAGAGCCUGGAACGAGUUCAGACUCGAGCCGCAUAUCCGAGCAAUUAUCGCCCGGAGCACACGGAUGGGUACGGUCAUGAUGUGCAUGGGCUUGAGCUAGAAGGCAUACUUCCUAAUGACAGCCAGCCGUCUGCAUCGAGACAUAUGUCGUUAACCCAGCACAAUACAGGUGAAGAGCAGCAUGAGGCAAGUGCACUGGCGUUCGAUCCUGGACUUAAUCGAGGAUAUCAGAUCACCCCGAGACCUGGUACUUCGGGACUUCCAGAGCCUUCAAACGAACAGGCUUAUGUUGGCGAGAGGGGGCAGAUGGAAGCAGAUCCAGAGCUUGGUGUACAGUUAGCUGUUUUCGCUCUUCCCUUAGAACGUGAUGGUUCUCCCUCUACCACACCUCGCUCGCCUUUCCGCCAGUUGAUGGCUGGCAACGCGUCAGCGUCAAGUAGUUUGAGCGACUUACCCUUAGGUAUCACAGGCCCCGGCCUAUCUUCGAGUUCUCGAUCUCAACACUCUACGGUCGCCCAAGCCCCAUCAAGUGGUCCAACUAUGGCUGCUCAGCAGAUGUAUUCAGUACCAUCUGCUGCCUCUUCAUCCAACUCGUGGGGUACAGUUCAUCAUUCCAGGCAAUCCAGCUUUGCGAGCCUACACCUGGCGCGAUUCCCUGAACCAGCAGAGGACUCUCAACCGCCAUCCGCUAACCCUAGUGUACAUGAUCUCGGACGAUUGCCCAUUUUUCCGAACACACAGCCUGCCGCGGCGUCGACAUCUAAUAGGGACGAAUCCCCACCCGCUCCAAUGGAGAGUUCACAGUCGUCAUCACAGGCAGAACAUCCACCUCACAAUGUGGCUUCCGCAGGUGGUGCGAGGGACUCGCGACAGGAAAGGUCGCGUGUCUCUCUCCCAUUGGAUGAUCGCGCGCCGUCCAAUGCAUACCCAAGGGGGCCGCGUCCCUCUGGCGCUUUCAGGACCACAAGUUCUCUAAAUCUUGGUCUGACAAGCCUCACAGGCAAUCUGCAAAGUAGCCUGCCACAGCUGUUGAACGGACAGGGAAGCUUUUCUAGCUUGUCCAGCUUGGUCAGUGUCAACGAAUCGGUCGGGUUUGGGGGCAAUUUUGGACGCAGCGGGAGCCCUGCAGAAGAAAGGCGUACAAGCGUCCCGACGCGUGCUCAAACCGCGAGACCGGAGUCAGCAAGGCUCCAACCUGCUUCAUCCAGUCUUGAAGACGUACGCACAAGUAGACGGACGGGUUCUGACCAGGGUUACGUUAGCGAGGCCACGUCGAAGUCCUCAAGCCAGCCAUCCUUGCCCUCGUCUAGUCAAGCUGAACGUCCUCGGCAAGCCCGACAUAUUUCUAUGCCUGCCACACCAGCCAAUUAUGACCCGCAUUCUGGCGUUGGACGACGGUCAGGUGUCCCGCUGUAUGCUUCCCCAAAUCAUUCCACCAGUCAUACAGCUAUUGGCUCUAAUAGCAACCAUACUUCGUCCUCAUCAUCUCAGGACCGCCUACAGACCUCAACUGAUUCACGAAAUCCAGGGACAAGUUCUCAAACGCCUCCAGAGGAACCUUUAGCUCGUGAACAGCCCCGCCAGCGUCGACACUCUACUCGAAAUGUCAGCACACCGGCAGUGUUUUCCAGGGCACAGUCCUCAUCUCAAACUCCACAUCCUGGUUCGAGUUCUUCUUCCCUCAUUCGAAGUCAUACUGUCUCGGUCACACCUCAGGCUCUUCCACGAUCUUCUACUACAAGUCUAGGGAAUACUUCUUACCUCGCUCCACUGGGCGGCGGUCUGAUGCUAACUAUGGAACCUCCGUCGACCUCUUCAGCGGCCACUGCUGACGGACAACCUGACUCUUCCAUUCACGCUCCACGUCCCGUAAAUAAUAGGCGUUCCGGACUCUUCGGGCUACUUGGGCCUAGAUCUGCACGCUGAACCAACGCAACGAUAUUUGCCAUAUAUGCUUUCUCCUGCUUGCAUCUUGCUCUCGUCGCUCACCAACGUUCGGUAUAGAAACAAUGAUUUAGUACCCCUCGUCACCCAUAUACCGUCCAUGUGUCUUUAUUGUCGUAUACAUAUUGUACCCUUCUGUGUCACCCAUCCUUUUCAUCUCUGUGCGUUCUGUACCCUUUUAGAUGUACAGUAAAGAAUAGGUGUAAUAUAUUCCGUCACAUUAUCGAUAGCGUCAGAAACUC
Molecule: messenger RNA, 2628 nt
Organism: Somion occarium
Lineage: Eukaryota; Fungi; Basidiomycota; Agaricomycetes; Polyporales; Cerrenaceae
Source: the annotation of a GenBank genome assembly